AUGAAGAAGAUCUUUUCGAUCGUCGAAGUCACCCCGGACCACGCUGAACAACUCAUUUCGAUGAUCCAUGUUAGUUCUUCAAUUGUCUUUUAUUUCCCAAUCAACUUCAAUUUCAGGAACUUGCCGAGUUCGAAAGAAUGAAGAGCAGCGUGGUGAACACGGCGGAGAGACUGCGGAAGGACAUUGAGAACAAGGCGGUUCAUGGUAAAGAACGCUAAACAAAAGUGGAAGACGUUACCAGUAAUUCAGGAUUCAUUGCGUUCGACGGAGAAGAAGUGGCUGGAAUGAACCUGUACUACUACGCGUAUUCCACGUGGGUCGGACAGUACAUUCAUAUGGAGGACCUCUACAUUCGUCCGCAGUUCCGUCGAAACGGACUCGCCCGCUCUCUGUGGAAGAGACUGGUCGAACUGGCCAGGGAAAAGUGUAUCGUCCGGCUGGAGUGGGCCGUUUUGGACUGGAACAAGAACGCAAUCGCUCUCUACGACACUGUCGAUUAUGUGAACAUGACGAAGACGGAGGGAUGGUACACGUUCCGGAUGGACGGCGCCGCCAUUAAUAAGUUUGCCGCAGAGUGAUUGCUGUUUGUUGUAUUUCGAAGUUGGUAAUUUAUAAAAGAAAGAGUUUUCCAUUUAUAUACUCUUCUUGCUUGAUACCGGAUUCAUUCAACCCGUGCAAAUUAUUUAUUCGCUUUUCAAAAAAAGCUUUUAGUAGUGACUGAAAACAAGUCUCCAGUUGCUGUCAUAAUCUUUGAUUCAUUCAUGAUAGAUGUAAAAACAAUACAGUCUCGUUAUCGCAUCUCUUAGGUCACGGUCAGAACACAACUGUAUUUUUCCCCUCAUGACCCAUUUCUUCCGCUGCUAUUUGUCCUUUUCUUCCUGUUUUGAAAAGAGCUUCAAAAUAGUUUCUCGGUGCAUCCAUUCCAUCCAUUUUUCUCUGCGCUCUCUCAAUUUACGAGCCUCUCGUGUAGCCACCUCGUGAUCGGCACUGAUUGUUGAAAGUGCAAAGAACGAGCAAAAGUGUAACCCUUCUGGUGGCGGCGAGAUGGUUGUUACCGGUUCUUCACCGCCAGCGAGAGCGAUACUGUCAGAUAGCCGACUGAGCUUUUCUCAUAGUGAUCGGUGACUGUCUGACUCGAAUUGUUCUCUGACCCGACCAUUCCGUCCUUCUUUCAUUUCAUUACAAUCUUGUUUUGUUAGUGUCCGAGUGCUGAUAAAAGAUGACAUAAAUAUUAAAACUUCCCGAGAAUCGGUGAGACUAUUUCGAAGAUUUGAAUCUCCCAGAUUCAGAUUCAUGCCAAUUGGCAUGCGAUAAGAAAGUGACGGUCGAUCGGUCGAUCGUUGGGGCGGCGGCGGCGGCAAAACAGAAAGUGUUUGGUUUUCUGCAAUUGUUAUCGUGCACCUCUCUCCGUCUCAUCUCUAUCUCAUAGUGUCCACCUCGGUUGACUGAUAAGACAAACUGACACAAACACCGUCUCAUCAGUUUGUUGUGUGUGGGUCCUCCGACCAACAGCGACCUCGCUUCUCUGUUCCCCUUGAAGAAGAACAAAUGUUCGUUGAAUAAUUAGAUAGAGCUGACUGGCUCCCUCUCUUUUUGUUGAUUUCUCUGUUCCUCUCCGACCGAAAACAUUGUCUUGUUGACAAGAGAAACUUUCGCGGACUCUCAACACUCGCACAGAUUUGACCUCGUGUGAACCACGUGACUAUUCGUUUUUUCACCGAAACAGCCACUUCUUUGCAAUAACAAAGAGUUUUUCCGCUGCCUUAUCACUUCAUUCCUCAAAAUCCUAGUUAUCAGUUCGGUUCUCCUCUUCUCGAAUAUCACUGAUAUCUUUUCCGCGUGGUUCUGUGGGCACUGGUCAGUGGUCUCGCACUCUGAUGAGUAGCGCCUCUUUCUUCCAAAUGGCGUGACCCCUCGACAUCCCUAGCUCCAAGCUCCUCCCACUUGCACGUUGGGAUCGUCCAUCUAGACUUCCGAUUAUUCUCGAAGUUUUCCCUACUUCGCGUCAGCUCAUCUUCUGCCAGCAGAAAGUUACCGUAAAAAAGUAAUCUUUGUCUGUCUACUCGUGAUACUCAACUCAAGUUUCAUUUCUAUCUGAUUGGUUGUAUUUACCGAAUCGGUUCACCGUCUCAAAACUGAAACGAUUUCAGAAGAAUAACAAGGAUGUGGUUCGCCCGCGUCUCUCCGUUAUUCGCCAUCGUCGUCCGACAUCGCAGUCAUGGCAGUGUCGUCAAGCCGCGCGAGUUCAACAAGGUACGGAAUUUGCAGAUUUAGCAGAAAAAGGAAACUCGAUAAACUCGGAAUUUGCAGGUCAUGGUGGCUAAUCGUGGAGAGAUUGCUAUUCGCGUGUUCCGAGCACUCACUGAACUGAACAAAACGUCCGUGGCCAUCUACGCCGAGCAAGACAAGAACUCGAUGCACCGCCUGAAAGCCGAUGAAGCCUACCUCGUCGGAAAAGGACUUCCGCCCGUCGCCGCUUAUCUCACGAUCGACCAGAUAAUUGAGACGGCUCUCAAGGUAGCCUUCAUUUGCUAAUCGAAAUCCCAUAGUUUCUAAUUCCAGCACAACAUUGAUGCUAUUCAUCCCGGAUACGGAUUCCUUUCGGAGCGCUCCGAUUUUGCAGCCGCUUGUCAGAACGCUGGAAUCGUGUUCAUUGGACCAAGCCCCGACGUGAUGGCCAGAAUGGGAGACAAGGUGGCCGCUCGUCAAGCAGCCAUCGAAGCCGGCGUCCAGGUCGUUCCGGGAUCUCCUGGACCAAUCACAUCUGCCGCAGAAGCCGUCGAAUUCGCGAAACAGUACGGAACUCCGAUCAUUUUGAAGGCCGCUUAUGGAGGAGGAGGACGUGGGAUUCGUCGUGUCGAUAAGCUGGAAGAGGUCGAAGAAUCCUUCCGCAGAUCAUUCUCUGAGGCUCAAGCCGCUUUCGGAGACGGAAGUCUGUUUGUCGAAAAGUUUGUGGAGAGACCAAGACACAUUGAGGUUCAGUUGCUCGGUUUGUUCAUUGUUUUCAACUGGUAGUUUUCAAAAACCCUUUACAGGAGAUCACCACGGAAACAUCAUUCAUUUGUACGAGCGUGAUUGCUCCGUGCAACGCCGUCACCAGAAGGUCGUCGAGAUCGCCCCAGCUCCAGCUCUUCCAGAAGGCGUCCGCGAGAAGAUUCUUGCCGAUGCUCUCCGACUCGCCAGACACGUCGGAUACCAAAACGCCGGAACAGUCGAGUUCCUUGUCGACCAGAAGGGCAACUACUACUUCAUCGAAGUCAACGCUCGUCUUCAAGUGGAGCACACCGUCACCGAAGAAAUCACCGGAGUCGACCUUGUCCAGGCGCAGAUCCGUAUUGCCGAGGGCAAAUCGUUGGAGGACCUCAAACUAUCCCAGGAUACCAUCCAACCACAUGGAUCGGCUAUCCAGUGCCGUGUUACCACAGAAGAUCCUGCCAAGGGAUUCCAGCCAGACUCCGGAAGAAUCGAAGUGUUCCGUUCGGGAGAGGGAAUGGGUAUUCGUCUCGACUCGGCCUCGGCAUUUGCUGGAUCCGUCAUCUCCCCUCACUACGAUUCUCUGAUGGUGAAAGUGAUCGCGUCGGCCAGAAAUCACCCGAAUGCAGCUGCCAAAAUGAUUCGUGCGCUCAAGGAAUUCCGUAUCAGAGGUGUGAAGGUAAGAGAAACAGAUUUGCCUCACAAGUAUCAAAGUACAAAGCGCACGAAUCGUUGUUUAUGCCGUUUUCUGCUAUGAUAAGAACUGAUAGGAGACACCGGACGGUCCUAAUGAUACUAUCUUUAACGAACUGGCGAUGUGAUCAUUGAGUGAACUUUUGAGUCUUUCAGACAAAUAUUCCAUUCUUGCUCAACGUCCUCCGCCAGCCCAGCUUCCUCGAUGCCUCCGUCGACACCUACUUUAUUGACGAGCACCCAGAACUCUUCCAGUUCAAACCAAGUCAAAACCGUGCUCAGAAGCUGCUCAACUAUCUGGGAGAAGUGAAAGUGAACGGACCGACAACUCCUCUCGCCACCAAUCUGAAGCCAGCUGUAGUCACUCCUCCGAUCCCAUACAUCCCAGUAGGAGCUCAACCACCUGCAGGUCUCCGCGAUGUUCUCGUCAAGAAUGGACCAGCUGCAUUCGCGAAGCAAGUUCGCCAGACCCCUGGAUGUAUGAUCACUGAUACCACCUUCAGGUCCGUUUGAGUUUCGAAACUUUCCAAAAAACGAGUGUUUCAGAGAUGCUCAUCAGUCUCUCCUCGCCACCCGUGUUCGUACUUACGACAUGGCCGCCAUCUCUCCAUUUGUCUCCCAAUCCUUCAACGGUCUCUUCUCGCUUGAGAACUGGGGAGGUGCCACGUUCGACGUCUCGAUGAGAUUCCUGCAUGAAUGUCCGUGGCAGCGUCUUCAGACACUCCGUCAGCUCAUCCCGAACAUUCCGUUCCAAUGUUUGCUCCGUGGAGCCAACGCCAUGGGAUACUCGAACUAUCCUGACAAUGUAAUCUACAAGUUCUGCGAACUUGCCGUCAAGAAUGGAAUGGAUGUGUUCCGUGUGUUCGACUCUCUCAAUUACCUUCCAAACCUUCUCGUCGGAAUGGAAGCUGUCGGAAAGGCCGGCGGAGUCGUCGAGGCUGCUAUCGCUUACACCGGAGACGUCUCUGACAAAUCUCGCGACAAGUACGACCUCAAAUACUACCUGAACCUGGCCGAUCAGUUGGUCAAGGCACAAGCUCACAUCCUUUCCAUCAAGGACAUGGCUGGAGUGCUGAAGCCAGAGGCAGCCAAGCUGCUCAUCGGUGCUCUCCGUGACAAGUUCCCAGAUAUCCCAAUCCACGUGCACACCCACGAUACUUCCGGAGCUGGAGUUGCAGCGAUGCUCGAGUGCGCGAGAGCUGGAGCUGAUGUCGUCGAUGCCGCCGUCGACAGCAUGAGUGGAAUGACUUCUCAGCCAUCGAUGGGAGCCAUUGUGGCAAGUCUCCAAGGCACCAAGCAUGACACUGGUGAGUACAUUUCCCGCAAGAGUACAUGAAUUAUGUCACCUUUCAGGUCUUUCGCUCGAUGACAUCUCGAAGUACUCCGCUUACUGGGAGUCCGCCCGUCAGUUCUACGCUCCAUUCGAGUGUGCGACUACGAUGAAGAGUGGAAACGCCGACGUCUACAAGCACGAGAUUCCAGGAGGACAGUACACCAACCUCCAAUUCCAAGCCUUCUCUCUCGGACUCGGACCUCAAUUCGACGAAGUGAAGAGCAUGUACCGCGAGGCCAACCUCGUUCUCGGAGACAUUAUCAAGGUGACGCCGUCGUCGAAGAUUGUCGGAGAUCUGGCUCAGUUCAUGGUGCAGAACAAGCUGACUCGCGAGACCGUCGUCGAUCGAGCUGACGAUCUGUCCUUCCCGAAGAGUGUCGUCGACUUCAUGCAAGGAAACGUCGGACAGCCGCCAUACGGAUUCCCAGAGCCGUUGAGAACUAAGGUGCUCCGCGGAAAGCCGAAGAUUGACGGACGUCCGGGAGAGAAUGCGAAGCCAAUUGACUUGGAGGCGGUGAAGAAGGAUCUCGAGGAGAAGCACGGCCGCCAACUGUCUGAGGAGGACGUGAUGUCGUACUCGAUGUUCCCAACCGUGUUCGACGAGUUCGAAACAUUCCGUCAGCAGUACGGACCAGUGGACAAGCUGCCGACGAGACUCUUCCUGACCGGACUGGAGAUUGCAGAGGAGGUCGAUGUGAGUUCCGAAAAAACACAGAAAUGAGCUCUUCACUUUCUAAUUCAGGUGGAGAUCGAAAGCGGAAAGACGCUGGCAAUCCAGUUGUUGGCGGAAGGAAAGCUGAACAACCGCGGAGAGCGUGAGGUGUUCUUCGACCUGAACGGACAAAUGAGAAGCAUCUUUGUCACCGACAAGGAGGCCUCAAAGGAGAUUGUGACCCGCCCGAAGGCCCUUCCAGGAGUACGCGGUCACAUCGGAGCCCCAAUGCCAGGAGAUGUGCUCGAAUUGAAGAUCAAGGAGGGCGACAAGGUACGAAAGCAGUAUAAAUCAUAAAUCAAUCAUUUCCAUCAUUCGCUUUGUCGUUUCCAAAAAAACGUAAAGGCGUGCGGAGGAAAUUAUGGGGAACGGGAAGCGCCGAAUUUAUAGUCUUCGCUGUGCCACCCUCAUAUUUUUUCCAGCUACCGGUUCGCUCAUUUCAGAAGGAUGUGUUAUGAAAAAACAACAAAAUGAAUAAUUUGUAGGUGACGAAGAAGCAGCCGCUGUUCGUUCUGUCCGCCAUGAAAAUGGAAAUGGUCAUCGACUCGCCAAUCUCUGGAACCGUGAAGAAGAUCCACGCAGCGCAGGGAACCAAGUGCACCGCCGGAGACUUGGUCGUCGAAAUUGAGCCAUAA
Messenger RNA from Caenorhabditis sp. 36 PRJEB53466, 6346 nucleotides. The record is from the annotation of a GenBank genome assembly. NCBI's taxonomy places the organism in Eukaryota, Metazoa, Nematoda, Chromadorea, Rhabditida, Rhabditidae.